This is a messenger RNA of Meleagris gallopavo (turkey), 3190 nucleotides long. The record is from RefSeq and is a predicted model, not a curated record. Lineage: Eukaryota; Metazoa; Chordata; Aves; Galliformes; Phasianidae.
CUGCAGUUACAUCAACCAACGAAAUAGAGAGUGGAAUAUUGUUGAGUCUGAGAAGGCUCUUGUGGCUGAAAGUCACAGCAUGAAAAACCAGCAAAUGGACCCCUUUACUAGGCGGCAGUGCAAGCCCACAAUAGUGUCCAAUUCCCGAGAUCCUGCUGUCCAGGCUGCUAUCCUUGCCCAGCUAAAUGCAAAAUAUGGAUCUGGUGUAUUACCAGAUGCUCCAAAGGACAUGAGUAAGGGUCAAGGGAAGGAUAAAGAUGUGAACUCUAAAUCAGCCAGUGACCUCUCAGAAGAUCUUUUCAAAGUACAUGACUUCGAUGUAAAGAUUGAUCUUCAGGUUCCCAGUUCUGAAUCAAAGGCACUGGCUAUCACCUCCAAGGCUCCACCAGCAAAAGAUGGUGCUCCUCGGAGAUCAUUGAAUUUGGAGGACUACAAAAAGAGGCGGGGGCUUAUUUGAGCAUGCCCGCUCUGCUGCUUCUGAUCCUGCAUGCUCCAUGAUGAUGUCCUACCUUUUCUUCUUCCCCUUUCAGUUCUCCCUUCUGGGUUGGAGCAGCAGUGGAGCUGGGAAGAGACUCUUUAAAACUGCCAGUCAUCUGUAACAUAAACCAUUCAACUAUUUACUGUAUAGACCUCCCUUCUUGCCCUUUCUUCCUGCUCCCCUCACAAAUGUGGAUCUGUGCUAUUUGGGGUCUUCCCAUUUCUUUUAGUUUGAGUUCUGUUUUUAUUUUGUUGAUGCAGCUCGUUGGUCCACUCUGUGUUCAGUAUUAGCCUGAGGUGUGGAUUUCCGUAGGGAUCUCUUGGUGGUCGCAGAAUCAGCACUUGGUGAUCUCCCCUUACAUACCACCACAGGCACGGUGAAUAAACAUUGGCGCAAGACCUUUGUGGCUGGAAGGUCACCUGCACUUUCUUCUUCUUCCUCCUCCUUCAUUCUAGCUUUGGAGAAGGGAAUCUUCAAAAACUGGCUUAGGUUCAAAGUGUAAAUUUUUUUGGGAGGGUUGUGUGACUUUUUUUCAGGUGUUUUUUUAUCAUUUUUAAGCUGCAGUACUAUUUGUAUCAGUCUGUCACAGUUCUUUACGGCUGUUUUGAAUUUCUACCAGCUGUACUUGAGCAUCUGAAAUUGCAAGAAAGAAACUCAUUAAAUGUGAUUCUUCUUACUAAAACGGCUUGGCUGAUAUAGCUGUUUAACUUCAUGUUCUCUUCUUUAUUUACGCUUAAUUGAUGAGAGAGGUACACGGCUCUUGAUGUCGGACUUGUCAUCUAUAGCACAUCCGGAGUCUCCAGCUUUACUUAGUGAAAUAGCUCUUUCUGAGAUGUGCCUGGGGUACUCGUUGGUUGGGCUUUAUUUUUUCUCCCAGCCUCCAAUAUCAUGUAUUUAAGUCAUCACGUCUUCAUUGGGGUCUAGCUCACAUUUGUUUCUUGCUUUGUGAACCAUUUAAACUGGGCUUCUAUGAAACAAACAUAAAAGAUUAAGAAGUAAAAUCACUUUCUGUGAAAGGGGAAGGACACAGUAAGGACACAGUAGAAAGGUCAGCAGGUAAUAUGUGAGAGGUAGCUGAUGCAUAUUUUUCUUAUAAGAUCUGGUACAAGUGAAGUGCAACACUAGCACAAGAAUUGUAUGGCUUUAUGGAAUAUUUGACUGGACAAGAUGACAGCUCAAUUAUCACUCAGGUGUUUAAAAAAAAAAAUCUAAGUGUAAAUAAGUGACAUUUAACAAAGAGCUUUUCCAAACAAGAUGCAACUGAAUAUAUGGAGCUAAGAACUAAAUUAAAAGAGAAUUAGAAAUCUAAAACGUUGGAGGCCCUCGUUCAGGUAAUCGUGGAAGCACGUGCUUGUUCCUACCCAGGCCAGUACGUAUAUGCUAAUUUAAGCACUGAACUGGAUAGGAAUGUUUCUGGGGACCCCAAAGAGGGAAAAUGCUAAUGCUCUCUUUGUGUCAGAGCAUUACUAUUUUUCUGAAAUCAUACUCUGGUUAUGUUUAAACCUGUGUGUGAUACUACCUUCUUGUUGGAUUCUUAAUGAAACUUUAAUCUAGUUCUUAUUUAACUUUCUCUUAUUCCUUUUUAAUGGUAGCUUUAAAGAAACAUCAUGUAAUUGUGUGCAGAUUGAUACUAUGAACUGUGUAUAAAAAGAAAAUCAACAUAUGAAGCAGCUAUAAUCUACCAUGUAAAGAAAUAAUUAGGGAUAUUUCAGUACUUAUUUACUGAAUAGUCCAUAAUUCUAGGACAAAUGGAUUAUUCUGUAAAUAUGUAAUCAUAGACUGCUUUAUUUGAUGGCCUUUUCUACAGCUUCUCUGGAGUUGUUGUAGGCUCUCACAUAUAUGUACUUUUAACUUUUUUAAGAGUGGAUUUAUGGAAUCUACCACAAUAACUUCAUAGGAGACAUCGUAAUUCACUGUGUAGAUAUGCAUUUGAUAUGAUUUUGUUUUUUUUCCAACAGCUUCAAUGAUGUUAACGAUUUGUAAUAAAAAGAGAAUCAAAACUUAUUUUGCAGUAGCCAGUUUUCAAAAUAAUCGCUCUCCAAUGCUUUGCAGAAACAUUUGCAAAAUCAAGCAGCUCAAAACUUGAUUUUCCCAUGGCAGUGCCUCAGUGCUCGGGUUCAAUGGAAAGUGAUCUCUGAAGGUCGAGUUAACUCAAAUUCAGUAUUUUUAACGUGCUUGCCUUUGAUUCCUGGGUAUUAGCAAGCUUCUACGCUCGGUGGUAAUGUGAGUAGGCUGUACUGCAGUAAAAAUGUCAAGACCCAUACAGUGUUGCAAGAAACUUCUAGUGGAGAUGACCAAAAUGGGAGAUGCAGUGAGUUUAGAAUGCAGAACUGAAUGAUGGACAGCGUCCUAUUUAUCUGCAACUAUCAAACUGCCACUUACCCUCUUAAAGUCUCUGGAUUCUGCUGAAAUACUGGAUUGUUUUUUUUUUUUGUUUGUUUUUGUUUUGUUUUGUUGUUUUUUUGAGAGAGAGGAAACAGUAAAUUAUCAUGCAAACCUCUUAUAUUGAGAAUACAUCAAGAAAGUACUCUGAAUAGUUACAGAACUGUGUAUGAAAGCUGUAAUCUUUUUUCCUUUAAGUGCAUGUAAAGGUGAGUGACUAUAUCUCCCACUCAUUAGGGAGAGACUUGUUUGCUCUGUUUCAUUGGUGUCCUAGCAUAUAGUUCAUUACAAUUGUACAGACUUCUAUAAAUAAACUUGGUUUGUUGGUUU